GUGCAUUAUUCAAACCAAACGGAGAGCAAUGGGAAAGCAUUGCAUUAAAAUAGUGUCUUGUUCAAAAAUUGUACUGGUGGGACUACUGUUGCAUCAACUACAUGCAUUUCGCUUACAGUGCAGGCUGUUUCCAGAGUUGUGUGCACUGGAGAAUUGGAACCCGAGCGAGGAGGGAUAUUUUGUAUUGAAUUACUUACCGAAAUCACUACAUAUGCUAAAAAUGAACAAUCUUAUUGUGCCGUGCAUAGAUGGUACGUUUCUUUCCGAGGCCAGUCGCUCAUUACGUGGCAUUAUAGUAGACAAGUCCAGCGCAGUUAAAUCUUUGUUCGUAUCGAAAAACUCUACAAUUAAAAUCAUCAAAAUCAUAGAAACACAACUUAGCAAGUUGCAUUUUGAGCGAAACUAUGCGCUACAGCAGGUGCUAAUCGCAAAAUGUACCUUGAAAGAGAUUCCAGCUUCGGUGCAUAAUUUGAUCAAUUUGGAAAGCUUUACUAUUGGUGAAGCUUUCAUCAUGACGGUUGAUUUAAAUUACUUUAUUGGAUUGGCCUGCCUCAAUACACUGCAGGUGGAGAUGAACAGUGUGAAUAGUGUAAUCGGCCUUAUGCUGCAGACUAACUCGACCGAUUUAACAACACUUAAAUUGUGGUAUAAUCAAUUAACAACAUUCCAGUUCGAUCUAGUGAAACCAUUUCAAAAGCUACACACGCUAAAUAUUGCGCACAAUGUAAUUAGAUCAGUGGUCGGAAAUUUGACAAACCAAUCGCUUCGGUACUUUGCAAUUCAACAUAAUCUUGUAUCCAAGCUAGACUUCUGUACAUGGAAUCAAAUAGUCAGCCUUGAAUGGCUAAGAAUUGGACAUAAUCGGCUAAGGUAUGUUCCAAGCUGUCUUACAACAUUUCCUAACGUAACACUACUCGAUUUGAGCUUCAACUGGAUCAACCAUGUUCAAAUGCAUAUGUUUGUUGGAUUAAAUAACCUAAAGGACCUUUAUUUGGGUGGCAAUAAGCUAACGUCCUUCGAGUUUGGUACAGAUAUAGUUUUGCCCAAUUUAGUUCAAUUGCGCCUACAGAAAACGUGCUUGUGUCGUUUCAACGAAUUGGAAGCAGUGCAGGAACGGAUGCCGAAGAUGAAUAUUAUUUUCAUUGAUUUCUAUGGUGAAAAUUGCAAUGAUUGUUAAAUAAAGAUAGAUUUACG
Molecule: messenger RNA, 1194 nt
Organism: Anopheles gambiae (African malaria mosquito)
Lineage: Eukaryota; Metazoa; Arthropoda; Insecta; Diptera; Culicidae
Product: leucine-rich repeat-containing G-protein coupled receptor 6-like
Exons: 2
Coding region: 29-1177 (382 amino acids)
Molecular function (GO): protein binding
Source: RefSeq, a predicted model, not a curated record